Dendrobium catenatum is the source of this 4364-nucleotide messenger RNA. Its product is annotated as kinesin-like protein KIN-4C. Gene Ontology annotation, molecular function: microtubule motor activity; microtubule binding; ATP binding. The record is from RefSeq and is a predicted model, not a curated record. Gene Ontology annotation, biological process: microtubule-based movement; mitotic spindle organization. Lineage: Eukaryota; Viridiplantae; Streptophyta; Magnoliopsida; Asparagales; Orchidaceae. The transcript is spliced from 27 exons. The coding region runs from base 226 to 3870 and encodes 1214 amino acids.
GUGGAGAAAGAGAAGAGGAAUAGAGGAGAAAACGGGGAGGAAAAGGAAGAGAGAAAGAAGUAAAGAAAAAAAAUCCUCAUCAGAGAAGGGAAACUAUCCUCUCAUAUCCACUCCGAUCCUCUCCGAUCGCUGGAAUCGUCGUAGGAUCGAUCAGGAUCGGGGAAAUAUUAGGUCCUGUUUCAUUUCAUACAGAUUCCGCGUUUGAAUUUUCUGACAGGGAUUGAGAUGGAUGAGUGGGGCGAGGCCAAAUCCUCGUCGCAGAAGGAAUGCGUGCAGGUUGCAGUUAACAUCCGACCAUUGAUCGCAUCGGAGCUCUUGCUGGGAUGCAGAGAUUGCAUCACAGUUGUCCCUGGCGAGCCUCAGGUUCAAAUUGGAGCUCAUUGUUUUACUUUUGAUCAUGUUUAUGGAAGUUCUGCUAUUCCUUCAAUUCACAUAUUUGAAGAAUGUGUGGCGCCAUUGAUUGAUGCAAUUUUCCAUGGCUACAAUGCAACUGUUCUAGCUUAUGGACAGACUGGUUCUGGAAAAACAUAUACAAUGGGAACCAACUUCAAUGGUGAGAGUAAUAGUGGCGGGAUUAUACCACUGGUAAUGAAUAGUAUUUUUAAGAAAGCCGGUGAAAUGAAGAAAGACACUGAGUUUUUGAUUAGAGUUUCCUUUAUUGAGAUUUUCAAGGAAGAAGUUUUUGACUUGUUAGAUACACAUGCCAAUGCUACUUUGAGAAAUGACAACAAUUCUUCACUUGCCAAACCAUCUAGACCCCCAAUUCAGAUUAGAGAAACUGUCAAUGGGGGCAUAACCCUUGCUGGAGUUACUGAAGCAGAAGUUACAUCGAAAGAGGAGAUGAAGUUAUAUCUUAUGCGUGGAUCUCAAUCUCGUGCCACAGGAAGUACUAAUAUGAAUAGUCAGUCAAGUCGUUCACAUGCCAUUUUUACAAUUUGCUUGGAGCAAAAAAGAUAUGCUGAUUGCAGUAGAGAUGGAUUUGUUAGUAAUGAUUUUGGUGAUGAUAUCUUACAUGCAAAGCUUCAUUUGGUUGACCUUGCUGGAUCAGAACGUGCAAAACGUACUGGAGCCGAUGGGAUGCGUUUGAAAGAAGGUAUACAUAUAAAUAAGGGCUUGUUAGCUCUUGGUAAUGUGAUAAAUGCCCUUGGUGAUGAGAAAAAGAGAAAAGAUGGGGGCCAUAUCCCUUAUCGAGAUAGCAAGUUAACACGUUUGUUACAGGAUUCUCUUGGUGGAAAUAGCAAAACUGUUAUGAUUGCUUGCAUUAGCCCUGCUGACGCAAAUGCUGAAGAGACAAUAAAUACUUUAAAAUAUGCCAAUCGUGCAAAAAAUAUACAAAACAAGGCAGUGAUAAAUCGUGAUCCUGCAUCAAUUGAAAUGCAAAAAUUGCGCAGUCAAUUAGAGCAGCUACAGUCAGAAGUUCUAUUUUAUCGUGGCAACAGUGCUCCUUUUGAGGAACUUCAGGUUCUUCGUAAGAGAAUUACUUUGCUUGAAGCAAGUAAUGCCGAGCUCCAUCAGGAGUUAAAAGAACGUCAAAUUACUUGUGAUCAUUUAUCAAAAUCCGCUUUAGAUGCUCAGGUUGAAAAAGAUAAGCUAAUUUUGAAGAUUGAAUCAGCACGUAAUGGAAAAUCGUGGGAUGAGAUUGACUGUGUAGAAAAUACGCAGAAUUUGGACUUGUUGAUCGGUUAUGCAUCAAGGAUUCAAGAGCUUGAGACAGAGCUGGUGCGAGCUCAAAAUUCAUGUAAUCCUAGUCAAAGUGGUUUCAUGGAUUGCCUUGGUUUAGAAAAAGAACAAUUUUUUCCAAAUCUGCAUGGGUUAGAAUGUAUCCCUGAUGGGAGGACCAUAGAAUCUAGCGAGGCUGAAUAUGAUGAAAAAGAAAGGGAGCAUUCCUCCCUACAGGAUAGAUUAGACAAAGAGCUCCACGAAUUGGAUAAAAGACUCGAACUAAAGGAGGCUGAAAUGAAAAGGUUUGCCAAGGUGGAUACUUCCGUACUCAGGCAACAUUAUGAGAAGAAGUUAAUGGAACUAGAACAUGAAAAAAGGGAUUUACAGAAUGAGAUAGAGGAACUUCGCUUUAACCUUGCAAAUAUAUCAUCCACUUCGGGUGAUACUGCGCAAAAGUUGAAAGAAGAAUAUCUUCAUAAAUUGACUAUGCUCGAAUCACAGGUGACUGAACUAAAAAAGAAGCAAGAGGCACAAUCUCAACUCUUAAGACAAAAACAAAAGAGUGACGAGUCUGCAAAACGACUUCAAGAAGAAAUUCAAAAGAUAAAGUCUCAAAAAGUUCAAUUACAACAGAAGAUAAAGCAAGAAUCUGAGCAAUUUAGAUCAUGGAAGGCUAGUCGGGAGAAAGAAGUUCUGCAGCUUAAGAAGGAGGGACGGAGGAAUGAGUAUGAAAUGCACAAGCUUUUGGCUUUGAAUCAAAGGCAAAAAAUGGUUUUGCAACGAAAGACUGAAGAAGCUUCUAUGGCCACAAAAAGAUUAAAAGAGUUACUUGAAGCUAAGAAAGCUUCCUCUAGAGAGUCUUCAGGUAUUGGACAUAUUAAUUCUUCUGGAAUUCAGGCUUUAAUGCAGGCUAUUGAAGAUGAGCUAGAAGUUACUGUUAAGGUGUAUGAGGUUCGUUUAGAAUAUGAGCGUCAAAUGAAAGAAAGGGCUACAAUGGGAAAGGAGCUUGCUAGGCUCAAAGAGGAAUCUGAAAUUGCUAGACAGAAAAUUUUAAGCGAUUGCCCCCAAACAAUGUCUCCAAGUGCUAGAAAUUCAAGAAUUGCAACACUUGAAAACAUGCUAGCUACUUCAUCUAGUACCCUUGUUUUAAUGGCAUCAGAGUUAUCGGAAGCAGAGGAACAUGAUCGGGUGUUUAGUGGUCGAGGAAGAUGGAAUCAAAUUCGCUCAGUUGCUGAGGCUAAAACUAUGUUGAAUCAUCUAUUCAAUUUAGCAUCAUUAUCAAGGUGCCAAUUGUGGAAGAAGGAAGUUAUCUGCAGGGAGAAAGAUUUUCUAAUCAGUGAAUUCAAAGAGAACAUAUACAGACUUAACAGCCUAGUUAGACAGCUUGAAGCCGAAAAAGCUACACAAAAUGAGACUGAUAUAAAGAUUCCACAAAAAUUCAUAGUUUUGAAUAAUGGAAGAGAGAGUUGUGGCGAGGAGGAUGCUGAUAUGGAUACUUCAGACUCAGAGGACAUGCUUGACAUGGAAAGUGAUGAGUCUGAUGAAGAUUGGGUGGAAUCUGGAAAGGUUACAAUAAAGAGAAGAUCUAGGGGAAAGAAGUAUAAUGUUGAAGAUGAAAACAAAGUUUCUGAAAAUGAUGGCCGUUUUUGCUGUUCAUGCUCAAAAAACUCAACUUGUAAAACAAAGAAGUGUGAAUGCCGACACAUCAGUAAACCAUGCAGUAGUCAGUGUGGUUGCAAUGCUUCGAAAUGUGCUAAUAGGGAAGAUUCUUUCUCUAGUUUAGAUGAUGAGAAGACCAUGGAGUUAGUUUCUCAAGGAACAUUGCUCCUUCAAAGUGCUUUGGGUGAGAAACCUAAGAUAGAUUGCUGUAGCCUGCAACAACGUAAGCCCCUAUCUGACAUUGGGAAUGCACAGGUUGACCCAAAAGCAUCAAAACCAAAAAAGAGAAAAAAUUGGGGUAAAUCAACCAUUCAACUUGUUGCAGAACCUAUUGAAUCCGUAGCACCUCAACCAAAUGAAGUUCCAGACAGGGAUGACAUAAUUCUACGUCUCCCACGAUCAAUGGAGACAAUUUCAUUGGAAAGUCAUCAACCAUUUAUUGACAGGAGCUCUCAUAGAAACGAUGAAUCUGCGAAUAAAAACAAGGAAAAUAGUGGGGCCGUUGUUGUUCCUCUAAGAACUGAUGAGAAGGAAAGCAGAAUUCUAUGAUCUUUCUCUUCCUUUUUUUCCGGUUUAAAGUUUGAUAUGAAGUAUUUGCAUGAGAGAAGCAGGUUUUUGAAUAAUGAGCCUGAAUAAUGUUUGUCUUAUGAAUCUUCAUAUAUAAUUUGUUCAACCUUACAAUUCAUUGGUUCAUUGAACUCCAUUUUUGACAGCACUUCAUAUAUAAUUUGCUGAAGCUCUGUCCAGCAGCCCCAUUGAUACUGUGCCUGUUGCCUAGAGCGGUUCCGAUAAUAAUAUUGGAACUUAUUUUGUUCAGAAGAAAGAUCAUCCUUGCAUUCAAUUAAAAACUCCAAGUUUCUUUCCAUAAAAGGUGCAGUUGAUAGUUUUAGACGAUCAAGAUCACACCGGACAACUGGAGAAUCAGGCUCUAGUUCUGUCAUGAAUGCACUAAUAAGUGCAGAAUUAUAAACCUUAAUAGAUAUCUCCUCAAAGAUAUCCACCCAUGACAAUUUCUUCUCCCUCAAAUUCUCUCCAGUAAAACU